GGUAGAUUAUGCUAAUAUAUGCAAUGCGGCCAUCUCUGCAGCUACCAUUCUGAGGAUUCCUGAGUGUCUCAGGGGUUACAGGUGACAAGCCUGGACUGUAUUACUAUGGAAACCAAGCAGGAGGCCUCUACAGUGUGGAGUCAGGAGAGCGAGUCAGGCACACAGGUACAUUUUGAAGGAGGCACAGUUGCUCAGAUUGUGUACAGUGAUGAUCAGACUGACCGACAACAACAGGUGGUAUACACAGCAGACGGAAGCUCCUACACAUCUGUAGAGUCAGCCGAGCACACGUUAGUCUACAUUCAUCCUGCAGAUGGCACUCAGACUGUCUUUGCAGACCAGCCACAGGUGGCUUACAUCCAGCAGGAUGGUGCAACACAACAAGUUGUUCUGCUUCCCAGUGGCCAAAACAUGAACGCGGCUAAUCUACAUGUUCUCAGUAAUGUAGCAGAAGCCCCACAAGCCCUUCUUGAACCUGUGCCACAGGAGCAACUCUCCAAUCAGCUUACCUCCAUAACUGAUAUAGCUGAGCCCCCCUCCAGUCCUCUUGGUGCCACAGACUCUACUGAUGAUUCUGAUGAAGAUGAAGAAGAUGAUUCAGAGAUGGACGACUGGGAACCCCCUUCUCAGCAUGAAGACUUUAACCCCCACAAACUCUGGUGUGAGGAGUGCAAUGGGGCGAACCCUUCGGUCUGUCUAAAGCAUGGUCCUCUGCACCCUGUUCCCAAUAGACCAGUGCUGUCCAAAGCCCGGGCCAGCCUUCCGCAAAUCCUGUACAUUGACAGAUUUCUUGGUGGUGUCUUCUCCAAAAGGCGUAUCCCAAAGCGCACACAGUUUGGACCUUUGGAAGCCCCUCUUAUUUCUCAGAGAAAACUCCAGGAUAGCUACAUCCACCUUAAACUGUGCUUAUUGGAUUCUGAAAAAGAAGCAGAGAAGUCGAGUGACAUGUGGUUCAACCUGUCGGAGGAGGACAGCUGUAACUGGAUGAUGUUUGUGAGACCAGCGCAGAACCAUCUGGAGCAGAAUCUUGUGGCCUACCAAUAUGGUCCUGAAAUAUUUUUCACAACUAUCAAGAAUAUCCAACCCAAACAGGAACUUAAGGUGUGGUAUGCAGCAUCGUAUGCUGAGUUUGCAAAUCAAAAGAUUCACAGUGUAACAGAAGAAGAAAGAAAAGCAUUACGGGAGCUGGAGCGGAACUGGCCUUGUUAUGAAUGUAACAAACGAUUUGUAAGCUCUGAGCAAUUACAACAUCAUCUGAACAUGCAUGAUGACAAGUUGACUACAGCUACUAGAGCAAGAGGGCGGGGUCGAGGAAGGGGCAAAAAGAGACAUGGAAGAAGACCAGGACGUCCUGCCAAAUUCAUGCGCUUAAGUGCAGUAGAAGAUGAGACUGAGAAGACUGAAAUGCUUGAACUUACUGAAAAGCAAGAUAAUGAAGAGGAAUUUGAGGGGGUUCAAAAUGGGCUAAAAGCAGCAGAACUAGAGACUGAGCCUGGGACAGAGGCAGAAGGUGAACUCCCUGCUGCUGUAGAGGCAUCAGUCCCAGAAUCUGCUUCUCCGCCCUCGAACUUGGAGCUCCCUCUUGUACUGAAGGAGGACCCGUCACAGAACAGCGAGUCAGAUGCCCACCUCACAUCUCAAGAUAUGCGCCGUGCCAAGAGGAUACGAAAUGCAGCACUGCAACACCUUUUUAUCAGAAAAAGUUUCCGUCCUUUCAAAUGCACUCACUGUGGCAAAGCUUUUCGUGAUAAAGACAAACUGGACCAGCACUUGCGGGUUCAUGGUCGGGAGGCCUACACCUUUUCCUGCCACAUUUGCACAAAGAGCUUCAUGACAGACUCUGCUCUAGAGGACCAUCUGCUGGUGCACACAGAAAAUCGCUCCUACACCUGUCUCCUGUGCCCAGAGAUCUUUGAAAAGCUUGACCUGCUCAAGGAUCAUGUCGGGGUUCAUGCAGUAGAUGGCUGUUUCACCUGUCCCUCCUGUAAAAAGACUUUUAAUGACUUUAUCCAGUUGAAGAAGCAUAUUCGUUGCUUUCAUUCGGAGAAGGUCUUUCAGUGCCCAGAUUGUGAGAAGGCGUUUUGCAGGCCGGACAAACUUCGCUUGCACAUGUUACGCCACUCUGACCGCAAGGACUUUCUGUGUUCGACAUGCGGCAAGCAGUUUAAGAGGAAAGACAAGCUACGUGAGCACAUGCAGCGAAUGCAUAAUCCAGACAGAGAAGCCAAGAAGGCUGAUAAAAUCCACCGAUCCAAAGCUCUUAAAAUGAAAGUCCCGACCACAGAUUUCGAAAGCUUCAUGUUCAAAUGCAGAUUGUGCAUGAUGGGCUUCCGGCGGAGAGGGAUGCUGGUGAAUCAUUUAUCCAAACGCCAUCCUGAGAUGCGAAUUGAUGAUGUCCCUGAGCUUACUUUGCCAAUUAUCAAGCCCAACAGAGACUACUUCUGUCAGUAUUGUGAUAAGAUCUACAAAAGUGCCAGCAAGAGGAAGGCUCACAUCCUAAAAAACCACCCAGGAGCCGAGUUGCCUCCAAGUAUUCGAAAGUUGCGUCCUGCUGCUCCUGGAGAACCAGAUCCUAUGUUGAGUACACACACUCAGCUAACGGGGACCAUUGCCACUGCUCCAGUCUGCUGCCCCCACUGUGCGAAGCAGUACAGCAGCAAGACCAAAAUGGUGCAGCACAUACGCAAAAAGCACCCAGAGUUUGCCCAACUUGCUAGCACCAUCCAGGGUCCACUGACCACCGCAGUUAUCAGUAGUACUCCUGCAGUGAUUAGCACAGAUGGGACAACAGCUGAGGCUGUGGUGACCACAGAUCUACUCACACAAGCUAUGACAGAGCUAUCCCAGACACUGACCACGGAUUACCGGACAGCGCAGGGAGAUUACCAAAGAAUCCAGUACAUCCCAGUUUCUCAGGCUGGAGCCAAUUUAGCCCAACCUCAGCACAUUCAGCUACAGGUUGUGCAGGUAGCCCCGGCGUCUUCCCCACAUUCUCAGCACCAGGCCGUAGAUGUGAGCCAGCUUCAUGACCCUCACAGCUAUAGCCAGCAUUCAAUCCAAGUGCAACACAUUCAGGUUACAGAGCCCACAGGCAACGGGCCUGCCACACAAGUCGCUGGUCAGCCUCUUAGCCCCUCCUCCCAACAGACCAGUCAGGAGUUGAGUCCCUCUCAGUUGACCCCAGUGACCUUAGCCCAGUCUCAAAGUCUCUCGACCAGCAAUGCACAACCUCAGCAGCAGGGGGCAGUGCAGCAUGCAUAUUUACCUGGAAAUUGGAACUAUAGGGGAUACUCGUCUGAGAUCCAGAUGAUGGCACUACCUCAUGCUCAGUAUGUCAUUGCUGAGGCUAGCACCCCUGUAUCAGGUGUGAACAGUAGCCAGGUCAAAACGACACACUACGUUAUCUCAGAGGGUCAAGCCGAGCUGGACACCAAACAGACCGUGCCCCAAACCACAGCCCAGAGCCACACGGAACAUCUCGAGCAGCAGUCAACCAAUCAGCAGGCUACAACGCAGUACAUCAUCACGACUACUACGAACGGCAGUGGUGCUAGUGAAGUGCACAUCACAAAACCAUAAUGCAAAUACAACCCUUGCGGCACAGCGCACAUAUGAAUGAAUAGUGAUCAUGGGAUUAUUUUGUAGUUUAAGCCCAAAAAGAUAACAAGCACAUUUAUUUAUCAUAUUUAGAUAAUUUAUAUUUAAAGGUGCGUUAUGUAACUUUUUUGGUGGAAGGUCUAUGCCGAUGCCAUUGCUUUGCCAGGAAUAUUCCACAAUAUGGUAUACAUUGUUUAAGUUAUGGGUGUUUUUAAUUGAAAAACAUUAAUUGUUAUUGUAAGCAGGGUUGCUUAUCCAUAGAUGGAAAUAGUUUAAAAGUUCAAUACAAUUCUGUAAAACAUUUCAGGUAAAGCAGUCUACACGGAGACCUGCAGAUAAUGUACCCUCCACCAGAAAUGUUACAUAGUGCACCUUUAAUUUAGACAUUUAGCAUUCAUACAAGUUAGUUUUAUUUCUAAAUGGGCUGGAGAUUUUUUAAAGUGAAGGAUGUUGGACCACACUGAAACAUUCUCAGUAUUAUUUUAUUAUUUAUAUGUUUUGUUUUUAAUUUAACAACUACUCCAGCGUUGCACAAUGUGGAAUUUUCUUUCAAAAUUACAGCAAAUAUAUAUCUGAAAUGUUAUGGUGUUUACAACAUUAUUUCUGCUGUACUGUACCUCACGAGAUAAAUAUAGCACAGUUUGCUCUGCUAUGUAAAAAAAAAACAAAAAAAAAACUGACAGAUCAUUUGAUAAGAAAGAUAUCAAAUGUCUCAGCACCUUACCUCCAAAGCUAACAUACAUAUGAAUAUUACAUUAUAUAUUUGCAGUAACAACAUUUGGGCCUUUUGUCAUACGUCAGUGUAUUUGCAUAUGUAUGUUUGACACAAGUACAAUAAACUGAUCAUGAGAAGAAAU
Periophthalmus magnuspinnatus is the source of this 4454-nucleotide messenger RNA. It is a transcript of the gene prdm10, whose product is annotated as PR domain containing 10. Gene Ontology annotation, cellular component: nucleus. The record is from RefSeq and is a predicted model, not a curated record. Gene Ontology annotation, molecular function: RNA polymerase II cis-regulatory region sequence-specific DNA binding; DNA-binding transcription factor activity, RNA polymerase II-specific; protein binding. Gene Ontology annotation, biological process: regulation of DNA-templated transcription. NCBI's taxonomy places the organism in Eukaryota, Metazoa, Chordata, Actinopteri, Gobiiformes, Gobiidae. The coding region runs from base 106 to 3579 and encodes 1157 amino acids. The transcript is spliced from 23 exons.